UCAGUGGGUAUGAACACAGCGUCAUACUGAACUCUGUCGAGUCUCAUCAAUCACGACAUUUAGCUGCUUCUGUGAGUCCUGCAGGAAAGUCCUCCGUCUGCAGUCACCAAAUGCCACAGAGGAUUAAGGUGGGAUGUGGGGAAAUUCCCCCCCCCCCCUCUGACAGUGAGAUGGAGGUUGUUAAGAUAAACUCAAUCCACGGCCAUCAAGCGAUUGAAAUAAUUUAAAGAAAGCGGAUAUAUCGCACCUCGCAGUGACUCGUGAGGCGGCGGGCGGAGCAGAGAUAGCGAUACCCGGCUGGAGAGCAUUGUGGCUGAAGAAAAGAGGCUUUGUUCACACGGGCACAGAAUCACAUGAUCUAUGCCUGGAUGCUUAUCGUUAAGUCAAGACAGUUUUGAACUGUGACAUCACUUAAAAACCUUUCACACAUAUCGAGAGUUUUUAAUAUAUCGAGUUGAUGAUAACUGGCAACUUAAGCACAAUGUUGUGUGCUACAUACGUUAACAGGAAGUAUUUAGAAAGAACUGUUUCAGGUGGAUCUGUUCAGGACGUUUGUGUGAAAGCAUUGAGUUUGAUUUCCCCCUUCCACUCAAAGGACUUUCCUAAGAGAGGCAGUAUGUUUAUAUUUGAAUGAGGAUGAUGUCCUUCAGGUGCUUUAAUAUCAUAAAAUGUUAUUUCACACACUGAUUAGAUUUAAUUUCUUUCUUCUACAAUUUGAAUGUUCCUGUUUCCACUUUUUUAACCACCGAGAGUUACAGGAGAUACAUUUCUACUCCCUCCUUGCAUGAAACCAUAUAUAUAUAUAUAUAUAUAUAUUCUGUACCUCUUCUAAUUCAGCGUGCCACACGUCCGCUGACUUUCCCAUGGCAUGAAUAGGUCUUGUUACUGGUCGCUGGGCAUCUAUGCUGGCACUAGUGGGAGGGGGGGGUGAAGCUGUCCUGCAUCAAUGAGCCUGUUGAUCAGGAAAGACCACUAGACUGGUAAUGACACCCUUCGCUGAUCAGACCAGGAGAGCAUAAAACUCGGCUUCCACCUCCGUUCCCACUUAAGCGGGACGUCUACCUCGGACACGGACACCUGUCAGGAGUCCACCACGAUGAUCUGGGCUGCUGCUCUCCUCGUGAUUUUUGUCUCAUACGGUGAUUCAGAGGACUACUGUUACGAUGAGCCACACUGUGAUCCUUAUGCAUGGGGAGACAUGUUCCCGUCUUGUCAUCCUUUACUUGAAGAGCAUCACUCUCCCAUCAAUCUGGACCACCACAUGACCAGGAACGAGUCUCUGGGAUCUCUACAUCUGGAGGGCUUCGAUGUGAUCCAAACGGGUCACUGGACCAUCAAGAACGACGGGCACACUGUCGUGCUGCAGGUUGGCAAUGGCAUGUCGGUGAGCGGUGGAGGUCUUCCAGAUGUGUACCACACCAUCCAGCUGCACUUCCACUGGGGAGGCCCGGCCACUAACGGUUCAGAGCACACCGUGGACAGACGCAGAUACCCGAUGGAGAUGCACGUCGUCAACAUGAAGUCCAACCAUCCGAACGUGACAGCGGCCUUGCACGAUCCAACAGGACUUGCUGUUCUUGGAUUCUUUAUUGAUGUUGUUUACGCAGACAAUGUGCACUUUGGACUCAUCUCACAGAAGCUGUCCUCUGUCGCUUACAAAGGCCAAACUACGAAAAUCAAGCCAUUCCCGCUGAUGAACCUUCUGCCAAAGCACAACAUGAGUCAGUAUUACCGUUAUUACGGCAGUCUCACCACCCCUCCGUGUUCUCAAGCGGUUGUGUGGACUCUGUACGAAGUUCCCAUCUACAUCUCGUGGUCCCAACUGGCUCAGUUUUCCUCACAGAUCUUCUCCACGGAGGAGGAUGCAGAGCAGGUGACACCUCUGCAGAACAACUUCAGACACAUCCACCCCACCUUCAGUCGCAUCGUCUCCGUGUCCAAAGACGGGAGAAUGCUCACGGGGACGUCCAGCCGUCCCCUCGGGUCAGAUGUGUCACUUCAUCUGCUUCAAAUCAUUUUGCUGGGAAGCUUCGUCUCUGGACUUUAAUGACUUUAAAGUCAAAAACCAUGAAAUGCAGCACGGCCAUACAAAGAUGGAUUCAUGUGUUCGCCACUCACUCCAAAAUGACAUUUAGAUGAUGAACCAGCAAAGAAUAAAUAUAAAAAAUACAAACUGUGAAUGGAGUACUGUAAAAUGUUGCUAAAUGUUAUGUUAUUGUGCUCUGCAGGAUUAACUUGAUUUGUGCAUUAAAAGAUGUGAUAGAAUAUGUGUCUUUACUAACAGUUUGACAUGAUGUGAGUUGAGCAUUGAAAUGUGUUUUAUGGUGACAGCUAUGUGUGCAUUUAUGACUGUCGGCCUUUUUCACUCGGCUUGUUCUUGAGAAAAAGGUACGAGCUUAACAUACAUAUGCUCUUCUCAUUUAAGUGUGGGUCACAAAUAUUACAAUGUAAGUGGUAAAAGGGAAAAAAGGUAUUGUGGGUAUUUGAUCAUUAUGUCAAUAAAAUACAAAAAUGUCAACCUCAUAGGGGCUGAAAAGAAAGAUAAAGAAAAAUUAUUGUGAACCAUAAAGAUGUAUGAAGUAUUUUCAUAACACAAAUCUCAAUGUUUCAGUCAAAAGUUACUAAUAUAUGCUAAUAUAUGUUAUGUUGGCACAGUUCAUGCCUUCACAUUGAUUAUAAACUUUGUAUAAGAACAAUAAAGGUGCAGUGAAGCAAAAGGUGUUCAGUGAGGAGUAAAAGGCUUUUUUUCAUGUUAAUAGGUAAGAAACUGCAAAAAUGAAUUGUUUUUAUCUCUUUUAUACUUUUGGGGAUUUAUAAAUCCAUUAAACCCGGAGCUCAAGAUUUCCAAAUGUAUUUCCUUUAACGUUUAAACUAUACAAGCUCUACUAUAAUACAUACUGUUGCCACUUAGAGAGUUUAUUCAGAUUUUUUAAAGUUAUUCCCAUUUCCAAUUAUAUACUAU
Molecule: messenger RNA, 2962 nt
Organism: Anarrhichthys ocellatus (wolf-eel)
Lineage: Eukaryota; Metazoa; Chordata; Actinopteri; Perciformes; Anarhichadidae
Gene: car15
Product: carbonic anhydrase 15
Exons: 8
Coding region: 1097-2047 (316 amino acids)
Cellular component (GO): plasma membrane
Molecular function (GO): zinc ion binding; carbonate dehydratase activity
Source: RefSeq, a predicted model, not a curated record